AUGGCCGACUCCCCGCUCUCCACCCCCGGCACGCCCACUACUGCGUCGCCGCUGCCUUCAGACGCCGACUUUGCUCGCUCAUUUUCGCCCUCGCAGGACGAUGCGCAACUAAUGGGCUCCCAGCCAUCGCCAGAGGACGUGUGGACGAGUACGCCCGCGCCGGGUGCUGUGGGUGCGCCGCCCUUGACUGACCCGGCGCCAGCACAAAAGGGCAAGGCAAAGGCUUCAAAGGGCCCGCUGAAGCUGCUGGACCUGCCCGUGGAUAUUUUGAAAGAAAUCAUUCACCAGCUUCCGCAUACCAACGACUUGACGUCGCUAUGUCUCUGCCACUCGGCCCUUCACCGGCUGACCAUACCAUGCAUCUAUUCGCGCUUCGACAUUGUAUGGCCCGACGAAAGCACUCACAACGAGCCCCGUGCUGGCGUUGACGCUCUCACGUACGGUCUCGCGACGCUGGUCAUGGGCGAUGAUUGCUUCCCCCACCAGCACCGCCUGAGACUCCAGGGACAGGCGCCAGCUUCACUCCUGAGGACUGCCGCCAACCCAUACCCGGUCCCGCAGCGCCGAUUCGGAAACUACUACGGACAGUUUACAAAGAAGUUUUCGCUGGGCAAUGGGCCGCAGGCAUGGGUUCAAGAGUACAUGAUCACCAAGGAGGGCGGCAAGAUGCUGGGCACAUUGGUAGCGCUUGCCGUUGCGCGCAUGAUCAACCUCGAGACUUUUGUGUGGGACAUGCCAACUGGUGUGCUUCGCGACGUUUGGCUGGCACUGUCGAGUCUCGCACAUCGGAGUGACGGUGAAGAAUGCCGUCUUGAGCGGCUCUGGAUCCGAUGGCACGACAACACCAUCGAUGCGCCAGUUCCUCCGCCAGCGCCACCUAUGAUCCUCAACAAUCAGAACCUACCCCCGCCUCCCAACACUACACAUCCAAGCGGACUCGGUACCGUUCAACUGCCCAUUAUUCCAGUCCCACAAUACCCGCCUACAAGCCUGUCCGUGCUGGAACGAGUCGAACACCCCACCUUCUCCGUAAUCCCCGCUUUGAAAAGCCUGAGCGUCCUCGAUAUUGACGAACUGCCGUACCUCGAUGAGAUGAGCAUUCUGAUUGCACGAUCACAGAAGAAGCUUCGCGAACUCAGGAUUGGAAUCGCGGCGCAUGCUCAGCAUCGGGACUGGGUGACCGUGUGGGAAGGCGAAGGUCUGCAGCAGGUCGAUUACAGCACGACAUCAGCGGCAGCAUGCUCGAUAGGCGAAAAGAGAUUGGGCGGUGUGUUGGGUAUUCUCGUUGGACGUAUACACAAUAUGCGUCAUUCAGAAGAGCCGCCUUCCCAAAAACAGGGCGGUGCGGGGGUUACAGAGCGGUCAGUUGAAGCAACACCGACGAAAUCGGCUGUUUCACAGCCUUUGCCAUCUAUAGCCUCGCUCUCAUUGCAUGAACGCGAAGCCGACCAAGAUGUGGACCACUUUGGUAACCCGAUGGACGACUCGUCUAUAACCGAAGGAGUAAGUCUGUUCAACGAUGACCAACCCGCAGGUGCAGGACCGGCCCCGCAGCCGGCACAUCAAGACAAGCCAGCCUCCAAGGCUCACACAAGGCCUUCGCCCCAUAGGCAAAACACUAAUGCGCAAGACCCAUCUCAGGAUUCUGCUGAGCCCUUGUUGACUGGUCAGCUGAAGCUUGAGGUUUUGGAGCUGGAACGGGUCCCCCUCUCUGUCCCUGUGCUGCGCAGAGCCUUUGAUUGGUCCAUGCUAUCUACCCUGACUCUCCUGAACUGCAGCAAUCAUGAACAAUUGUGGAAGAUCUUGAGAAGAGCAUACACGCCUCGCUCUGCCUAUCCUGGCUCGCCAUCAUCGUCAAAAGCAUACAAGGCUUCGUACACUCUACGCUGUGAAUAUCAACUGAACCUGAAGCGGAUUCAUACCAACACAGUCUCACCAUCGCUCAUUUCUUUCCUAAAAGAAACCUUGGCACCCAACAGCCUCGAGGUCCUCUUCCUUCAGGAAGGCCGGUCGUACUCAUCUCCUGUAACAGUAGAUGCGAUAUACAAAGGACCUUUGAAGAGGCACCGAGCCAGUCUCAAAAAGUUGAUGAUUGACAGUGGGGAGAAGGGGCCUGAUGGGCACACAACGACGAGCUCCAGAUGGAGACGGUGGAUGUUGAACCGGGAAAUCCUUACCUUCAUAACCAGCGGUCGCAUGAAUAGCCUACGCGAAUUGGCAGUGUCCAUUGACUACAAAGAUUGGCAUCAUUUUCUCCAACGUCUUCCGUACAUUCCUCAUAUCCGCUCUUUGUACAUUCCAUUCAUAGCCGACCACGCUCAUGGAAGUAAUAUUGAUCCGCGUGAGCUCGCCUACCAGAUUCUGGACAUUGUGCACUUGCGACCGGAAAUCGAGCUGUGUUAUAUGGGCUUGUCCACGAAGUGCUUUGAGAUCCUGGAGAACCGGCCAUCGAACUAUGACUUGCGACAUGACGGUAUGCAUACUGAUGGUAGUGGCUCUGCAUACGCCACACACGACCCCAUGUUAUCUGAUGAUGAGAGUGAAGCCACCGAGGAUGACGACGACGACAGCAUGGAUGAAGGCGCAGUACCGCCUGGCGGCGACGAGACGGAGAGCGAUGUCAGCGACGAAGCGGAGGGUGAUAGCGAUGAUGAAUCCUUUAUACAGGACUCGCAGAAAGGUCCAAAGCUCAGGGUUAGAGAGAUUCUCUUCUAUGAGGAGCGAGUGGAGGCUUUCAGACGGCGACAUGGUGUGUUGAGGCCAUGA
Bipolaris zeicola 26-R-13 is the source of this 2766-nucleotide messenger RNA. RefSeq lists its product as uncharacterized. The transcript has 3 exons. The record is from RefSeq and is a predicted model, not a curated record. The coding region runs from base 1 to 2766 and encodes 921 amino acids. NCBI's taxonomy places the organism in Eukaryota, Fungi, Ascomycota, Dothideomycetes, Pleosporales, Pleosporaceae.